CAACUGCUACACAGGCAGAGCUAGAGCAGCCGACCCCACCGUGGUGCUGCUGACGCCAGGAGCUGCCCCGUGCCCAAGGAGAGGAGCAUGGCGAUGCCCACCCUGCUGCUCAUUGCCCUCGUCCUCUGCCUUGCCACCUGUGUCCUGCGGGCUCAAAAGCUGAAGAGCAACAUGGACAGCCUGGAGAAGGAGCUGCAGCAGGGCUGCAGCAGUGCCCACCACGCCAGGGAGAGGUUAAACCAGCUGGAGGAGCAGCUGGCCCACCAGGAGAAAUACAACUUCACGGGUGCCAUGAUCGAGACCUACGUGUUCAAGUUCAUAACUGAGCACUUCAGAGGCUUAAACCUCAGCAGCAGGAUGGAUGUGAAGCGAGGCAUCGGCGGGAGGCUCAGGCAUGCCAUGAACUUCCCGGUGGAGCUCAUGGAGGGCAUCAAGACGCGGGGAGUGGAGCAGAAGCUUGUCUGCAUCUACAUCCACAGCCCCUGCAUCUUCCAGGAUGUCCACAACAACUCCGUGCUGAAUGACAAUGUGUUGGGAGCCUUCCUGCGGAGCAGGCAUGUGGCCGGGCUCAGCCACCCCGUGGAGAUCCAGUUCUGGCACGACAUGGUGCUGGAUGCCUCCAACGCCACCUGUGUCUUCUGGCAGCCUGGAGCCAGUGUGGGCAGCCCAGGCAGCUGGAGCAGGGAGGGCUGCAAGACCACACACAGGGAGGGCACCGUUAUCUGCCACUGCAACCACCUCACCUACUUCGCCGUCCUGCUGGUCCCAGCGGGCACCCUGAGCCCGGCCCAGCUGGCAUCGCUCACCCACAUCAGCACCAUCGGCUGCUCCCUCUCUGCUGCCGCCACCCUCUGCACCCUCCUGCUCUGCUGCUUCUCCAGGAGGCGGCUGAGGAACAGCACGACCAAGAUCCACAUGCACCUCCUGGCCGCGCUGCUCUUGCUCAACUGCAGCUUCCUGCUGAGCACGCCGCUGGCCACCGGCCCCGAGUGGCUCUGCCGGGUCACCGCUGCCCUGCUGCACGCCAGCCUUCUCUGCACCCUGGCAUGGAUGGCUGCUGAGGCUUUCCACCUCCUUCUCCUCCUUGUCAAGGUCUACAAUGUCUACAUCCAGCACUACCUCCUCAAGCUCUGCCUCUUCUCUUGGGGUGAGUGGGCAUGCACCCAACCCUGCCUGUCCAUGCCUGCCUGCGGCACAGCUGCCCCAGCACAGCCCCACACAGCCUGUCCUGGGCCCACAGGUUUGCCCACACUGGCCGUGGUGGCUGUUUUUGUCUUCAAGAGAGAUACGUAUGGGUACCACACCAUCCACACCACUGAAGGCUACAGCAAUGUGACUAUGUGCUGGCUCACCAGCCUUCCAGCCUAUUCUGCCACCCUCUGCUAUGCCGGCCUCAUCCUGCUCUUCAACAUGCUGGUGCUGGGGAGGGUGGUAAUGAUACUGCGGAGUAUCCAGCAGCAGAAGGGGCAGGCAAGGAAGGACUGGGCAACGGUGCUGGGGCUCACCUGCCUGCUGGGCACCACCUGGGGCCUGGCCUUCUUCGGCUUCGGCAUCUUCCUCGUCCCCCAGCUCUACCUCUUCACCAUCCUCAACUCCCUGCAAGGUCUCUCUGUCUGCCUCUGGUACAUCACCGUGCACCGCCGGAGCAAGCCGGGCCCUGUCAGCAACACCUCCAGAUACCCCGACGCCAGGGUGAAGGGCUGCGAGGGGAGCUCGGGAGCUGCUCCAUGA
Messenger RNA from Haliaeetus leucocephalus (bald eagle), 1731 nucleotides. It is a transcript of the gene ADGRG5, whose product is annotated as G protein-coupled receptor 114. Gene Ontology annotation, molecular function: G protein-coupled receptor activity. Gene Ontology annotation, cellular component: membrane. The record is from RefSeq and is a predicted model, not a curated record. Lineage: Eukaryota; Metazoa; Chordata; Aves; Accipitriformes; Accipitridae. Gene Ontology annotation, biological process: cell surface receptor signaling pathway; adenylate cyclase-activating G protein-coupled receptor signaling pathway.